UGGGAAUGAGCAGGACUGGUCUUCCCUUCUCCUCGGCGCCAUUUUCAAACAGUGUUACCGCCACCGGAAGACCGUUCACCGUGGGGAGGGGAGGAAAUCUGCAGUAGACACUGAUGCUUAGCUAACCUCAAACAGUUUCACAAAAUGAAAGCGCUGAGGCGAAAUACCCAAACAACAAACAGCAAGCAGACUUUGCAGGGUUAAUUGUUGCAUCGUUUAUUGUGUUCCCCCUGAGGAGAAAAGCUUUAUUUCCGUGUGCCAGAUAUGCUGCAGAAUGAAGACUGAGGCUAAUAACUGUCUUCUGAAGACAGACUGACAGUUUAUGUAAACAACAACAAGCGUCGGAAUCGGAGCGUAUAUUUUGUUGAAUGACCAUGACGACCAGCGCAGAGCGGAAGUUCGUCAAUCUGCGGAAGCGUUUAGAUCAGCUGGGCUACAGACAGCCGCUGGCCAUUGAGAGUCUGCCAUUGGUUGAGAAGCUCUUCAGUGACCUGGUCCACACCACUGAGAGUCUCAGAAAUGCUAAGCUUGCUGCCGGAAAAACAGAAAAGGAGAGUCGGAAUGUGGAUGCUCUUCUGGAGCCGUAUAAAGCUGAAAAUGCCCGUAUAGUCCGAGAAAACAACGAGCUGCACCUUGGGCUUUUGAAACUGAGAGAGGAGAAGGAUCGGAUCAGCAGGGAGCUGAAGGCCUACAUCAGGAAACUGGACCAUGAAACCUCUGAUCUGAAGUUCCUCAAUAAUCAGUAUGUGCACAAAGUUCGGACCCUUGAGAAGGACAGCAAAGCCAAGACGGAGCGUAUCCUACAGCUCCAAGAAAAGAACAUGCAAGCUGUUGUUCAGACACCAGGAGGGAAGAAGCGAUCAAUCCCGUUUAGACGCCAGCGGAUGCAGAUAGAUGAACUCCUCCCACCCUCCGGUGGCCCCAUCCCUCCAUCUGUGGCACAACCAGAUGAUCCCUACAUCGCUGACCUUCUUCAGGUGGCUGAUGACAGAAUCCAGGAGCUCCAGAAGGAAGUGGCACAGCUCAAACUUGACCUGGAGAGAGCGCAGGCUGGAAUCAAACAUCUCAACACACAGGUGGAGGAGCGAGAUAAAGAGAUUGAGCGUCUGAAUCGAGCUCUGGAUGGUGGUCGACCUAAUGAUGUCAUCUCUCUGGAGGCUCAAAACAUCAGCAAUGAAAAACUUAUUGCUCAUUUGAACCUGCAGAUAGAGUAUCUGCAGGAGACCAACAGAUCCCUUGAGCAGAGAAUUGACGGACUACAGCAGAGGAAGAAGACUGUGUCUAGUGAGGUGGCUGACCUGAGUGCUCGAAAUCAAGAGCUGUGUCAGGAGCUUACUCAAAUAGACCAGCUUGCCCAGCAGCUAGAGAAAGACAAAGAGAUGGUUCUAGAGACUGCUGACAUGGAGCUGGAAGAGGCCAAGAAAGAGAUUCAGCGUCAACAGCGGGAGCUAGAGGACCUGGAGGAGGUCAUCUCUACAUUAAGACGGGAUAUGGCAGAUGGAGAUCACGUAAAAGACCGUUUGAGGGAUCAACUACUUGAUCUUCAAGAACAGAAUGAUAAGAUGGAGGGACUGAUAAACUUUCUGGAAGAAGACAAAAAGAGACUUCAGGACAAAAUAGAAGCAAUGACACAGGCUGAUAAGGAGAUGAUUCUAGAAUUAGAGCGAAUGCGUGCAAGGCAUGGGAUGUGUGGCAAGGAUCACUCUCCAUCCCGUCUAGAUGCCUUUGUGAAAAGUUUAGAGGAGGAAAGGAAUUAUUACAAACAGGAGGUGGAGAGGUACCGUCUGGUUAGGGGCAGGACAGACAAAAGCUCUACCCCUAGUCCAGGCAGGGGGAGGAGCCCCAGAGGAAGAGGCAGCUGGUAUGAAAAGAGAGAUGGUGAUGCAGAGCUCUCUCGUGUAGUGAAGGAGAGGGAUGAGCUACAGUCAGUGCUCCUGGGCUUUGAGAAACAUAUAGAGGACAUCCAGACCAGAGUUAAACUACUGACUGCAGAGAGAGACCAGCUCAGCUCACAGUACCAGCAGACUCAGGAGGAACUGAGACGUGUCCAAAGGGAGCUUGAGUCCUCUGAACUCCAGCACAGGAUCAGAGACGACAGUGAACAGACUGAAGCUGAACUCCAGAGAGUUACUGCUGAGAGAGACAUGCUUAGAGACAGACUCAAGGUUGCCCAGAGCUCAGCUCUAACAGAGCGAGGACAGGAGGAGAUCAGGAUUCUUGACCUGGAGAACACUAUUGAGAUGCUAGAGAGAGAGAAGGCUGAUCUGCGCACUCAGGUCGCUGUGCUGAAGGAGAGUCGUGUUGCUGUUGAGAAGGAGCUGAAGUCUCAGUCAGCAGUGCUGGUGCAGAAUGUAGAGGAGGCCACACAGCACAGAGUCGAGAUCGGUGCGCUCAGGCUUCUGCAGGAGCAGAUGGAGCAGUCUCUCUCAGAUGUUCAGCACAGAUUAUCUGUGAAGACCAGUGAACUGCAGGCAGCUCACCAACAGAUCGACAAACUAGAAGAGAAAAUCGCUGAUCUGAGUAGACAUGGUUCAUCUCAGAAGGAUGAGGUUGCAACUCUGCAGAACACAAUAGCAUCUCUAGACCGAGAGAAAGACGCCCUGCAGGACGAUGUGGACCAGAAGACUGAGAGUGUGGUGCUGCUACAGGAAGAGAUCCACAGGAAGGAAAAGACUCUGUUGGAAGUCCGGCUAACAGUUACUGACUUGGAGAACUCUUUGGAUCAGCUGAAGGGGGCGUUGAGCAGUCGAGAGAGGGAAAUCGCUAGCCUACGCAGACAGCUGGAUCGAUCACAAGAGGAACUCUCAGCCGUUAGUCGAGACAGAGAGGUCGCGCUGAGAGAGAACCGCAGGUUACAGGAUGAUCUGGCCACCAUGACCAGAGAAAAUCAGGCUGUGCACGCAGAAAUGCAGGAAGCUCUGAAUGAGAGGGAUGAACUGAAGCUCAGAGUUCAUUCAUACAUCUCUGAGGUGGCGCGGAUAGAAAGCCUAAUGGCUGCCAAGGAACAGGAGAACAGGGACAUGCUGGAGCGUUUCCGAAACAUCCACACUGAGUCAGAGGAUAGAGAGCUGAAGCUGCAGCAGGCCGAAGGGCUAAACAACUCCAUUAGAUUGGAGCUGCUUUCAUCCGACACGGAGCGCAGGCACCUCAGAGAAAGAGUCUCACUGCAGGACAGAGAGAUACAGGAGCACUUGAAUGCUCUGCAAGCAUAUGAAGCUCAGGUGUCAUCGCUGGCAAGGGCAAUGUCUCGUUUGGAAGAGGAGGUCCAGGCGGCUCGAGCCGAGAAAGCCUCAGUAUUGGCAGAUCUGGCCUCUGUCAGAGAACUGUGCGUUAAGCUCGACUCCAGCAAAGAGCUCACCGUUCGCCAGCUGACGGCUAAGAGCAUGGAGCUGGAGAGAGUGACGGGUGAACUGGAGGAUGUGCGCUCUGAGACAGAGCUUCUGAAAAAGCAGCUGGACAGUGAGCGUCGGACGGUACGCAAUCUUGAGACUCUGCUCUCUACCAAUCGACAGAAGGAGUUUCAGACGCACCUGAAUGCCAGCGAGAAAGAAUCUGAGCUCAAAGUGUUGAAGGACCGCCUCGCUCUCGCUGACAGCAAAACGGCUGGUCAUGCUAGAGAGGUUUCUCAGCUGCGUGGAAAAGUGUCUCAGCUACAGACAGAAAUGGAUGUCCUAAAGAGACAGCUAACCACUGAGCGCUUUGAACGGGAGAGAGCUGUGCAGGAAAUGCGCAGACAGGGCUUAUCUUUCUCUUCACUGCGAAGCUCUUCCCCUCUCAGUACCUCUCUCAGUCCCCGGCCUACUUCUCCUGAGCGCUCCAUCCUCCGCACACCAGAGCGCACCGUAGACAAGACACCAGAAAAAAGUGUAAGCUUUAAGGAGUAGCGAAAAAGGAAAUGAUUCAUCGCAGCCUGUCACGUUUGCGCAGACACAAAACACGGAUGUCUUGUGGAAGAUUCUUGUUUAAUCAGUUCUGAAGAAACUUUGUGUUGGGCCAGAAAUGUCUCUGAGAUCAGUCCAGAAGAUAUUUUCUUGGGCUUCUAAAAGGGAAAUACUUGUAUAUUUAUUUAAGGUCAAAGGUAAAAUUAUGCCACCAAAGCCAAUAUGUAGAGCAGUGUUGAUGUUAAAAUCAUACAUUUUGUAAUAACAUGAAAGAAUUUGUAUUGCAGUAGUUGUAUUGUCAUUAUUGUUCUUAAUAGUUUUGGACUUUGUAAUUGAAAACGAGGCAGCUUGUAGCACGUCAUGUAUUUACAUGGUAGACCUUUUCUAACAAGUGAAAAUAAAUAUUAAAACUGUUCUAAAACAUGCCUGAAGUGAGAGGAGAAAUAAAAGUGACCAAAGAGGUCUUCAGAAAGUUGAUAUUUCCAUGUUACUCAGGGCUAUGUUAAUGUCACACUACCACUCCAACCUGUGUUUUAUGUUUAUGUAUGUAUAAUUUAUGUUGACUGAUUAACUUAAUAAAUGAAUAAACAUGCAGUUUUUAAUA
Molecule: messenger RNA, 4485 nt
Organism: Ctenopharyngodon idella (grass carp)
Lineage: Eukaryota; Metazoa; Chordata; Actinopteri; Cypriniformes; Xenocyprididae
Gene: cep135
Product: centrosomal protein 135
Exons: 26
Coding region: 369-3884 (1171 amino acids)
Source: RefSeq, a predicted model, not a curated record